Adineta ricciae is the source of this 1209-nucleotide messenger RNA. Lineage: Eukaryota; Metazoa; Rotifera; Eurotatoria; Adinetida; Adinetidae. The record is from the annotation of a GenBank genome assembly.
AUGUACGCCAAAAAUAAAAAUCUCGCUGCUCCAUCGGAUAUCCAUGCUAAGGACAAGUUGAAUUUGUAUGUUUACGAGUAUCUGUAUCAUAUUGGUGCUUCAAAAGCUGCCCAGGGAUUUUGUGCGGAUAUGAAAUGGGAACCAAACAAAAUGUCGCUUGGCGAAGCACCUGGAUUUUUAUUUAGUUGGUGGUGCGUCUUUUGGGAUUUGUACAGUGCAGCACCUGAACGUCGAGAUCAACAUCCACAUUCAGAAGAAGCAAAAGCAUUUCACGAUUAUGGAUUUAUCAAUGUCAAUGGCAUGCCUCCUCAGCCUAAUGCAAAUCCAAACGGUCCGCCACCCAUGUCGAUGAAUGUCAAUGAAGGAAUGCAUAAUCCAAAUGUUCCAUUUUUCCCCCCACAAGGACAACCCAUGAUGAAUCAGUAUUCACGCUAUCCAAAUCCGCCGCCACGUUCACUUGUUCGUAUGUCUUCUCAAUCUGAUUAUCCAGGUGGACCUGUUAUGCCACCGCAGAUGGAUGCCGGACGAAACGGUUUACGAAUGACGUCUCCUGGAGCUCGAAUGCCAACCAAUCCAAUUGGUCAUCCUGGUCCUGGUGGACCAUUACCAAACGCAUAUCGACCGCAAGGUAUGUCACCAUCAAUGAAUCAGCCUGGACCACGAAUGUAUAUGACAAAUUCACCGGGGGUUGGCUACUCUUCAUCAUCCCCGGCUCCUUAUGGAACUCCUUGUCCAACAGGCCAUGCACCGACAACGCCAACCAUGAUGUCCAGCCCGCAAGAUUCAAAUAAUGGAGAGAUGCAGCCGUAUGUUAUGCGAAAUAUGCCUCCUGGAAUGGGCCCGGGGCCGACUCCUAUGUAUCACGAUUCACAUCUAUCCCAUAUGCCGCCAGAUAUGAUGCAUCAUGGUUCCAUCAAUGGUACACCUCUACUCAUACAUAAUUCAUGUGAAUUCGUUAUUCUUUCAGGAGACUAUGAUCAACAGAUGAAACAAUCACCUAGCCACCAACAACCACCGCAACAAUCGCAGCAAUCACUCGCACCUCCUCCUCCAGAUGUGACAAAUUUCAAUUAUUCAGAAGAUCCCAGCAACGAUACGAAUGCGAUUCUAAAAUUAAAAGAAUCCAUGCAAGAAGAAGUGAAAAAAUUCGAUAAAACACCGAACAAUUCAAACAACGAUGAUUAUAGUCAUUUCGGCUCGAUUGGUUGA